This is a messenger RNA of Coregonus sp. 'balchen', 11177 nucleotides long. The record is from the annotation of a GenBank genome assembly. NCBI's taxonomy places the organism in Eukaryota, Metazoa, Chordata, Actinopteri, Salmoniformes, Salmonidae.
AUGUUAGAUCUACCCUCUGUCCUCAUCAUAUCAUAUUACAGUAUGUUAGAGCUACCCUCUGUCCUCAUCAUAUCAUAUUACAGUAUGUUAGAGCUACCCUCUGUCCUCAUCAUAUCAUAUUACAGUAUGUUAGAGCUACCCUCUGUCCUCAUCAUAUCAUAUUACAGUAUGUUAGAGUUACCCUCUGUCCUCAUCAUAUCAUAUUACAGUAUGUUAGAGCUACCCUCUGUCCUCAUCAUAUUACAGUAUGUUAGAGCUACCCUCUGUCCUCAUAUAUAUUACGGUAUGUUAGAGCUACCCUCUGUCCUCAUCAUAUCAUAUUACAGUAUGUUAGAGCAAACCCUCUGUCCUCAAUCCUAUUACAGUAUGUUAGAGCUACCCUCUGUCCUCACAUCUAAUCAUAUCAGUGUUAGAGCUACCCUCUGUCCUCAUCAAUCAUAUUACGGUAUGUUAGAGCUACCCUCUGUCAUAUCAUUUUAAACAGUAUGUUAGAGCUACCCUCUGUCCUCAUCAUAUUAGAGUAUGUUAGAGCUUCCCUAUGUCCUCAUCAUAUUACAGAAAUGUUAGAGCUACCCUCUGUCCCCCAUCAUAUCAUAUUACAGUAUGUUAGAGUUUAACCCUCUGUCCUCAUCAUAUUACAGUAUGUUAGAGCUACCCUCUGUCCUCAUCAUAUCAUAUUACAGUAUUUUUAAGCUACCCUCUGCCCUCAUCAUAUCAUUUUACAGUAUGUUAGAGCUACCCUCUGUCCUCAUCAUUUUCAUAUUCAGGUAGAGCUGCCCUCUGUCCUCAUCAUAUCAUAUUUUCAGUAUGUUAGAGCUAACCCUCUGUCCUCAUCAUAUUACGGUAUGUUAGAGCUACCGUCUGUCCUCAUAUCAUAUUACGGUAUGUUAGAGCUACCCUCUGUCCUCAUCCUAUCAUAUUACAGUAUGUUAGAGCUACCUCCUGUCCUCAUCAUAUCAUAUUACAGUAUGUUAGAGCUACCCUCUGUCCUCAUCAUAUUACAGUAUGUUAGAGCUACCCUCUGUCCUCAUCAUAUUACAGUAUGUUAGAGCCUCUGUCCUCAUAUCAUAUUACGGUAUUAUAAGCUACCCUCUGUCCUCCUCAUAUCAUAUUACAGUAUGUUAGAGCUAUCCUCUGUCCUCAUCAUAUCAUAUUACAUAUGUUAGAGCUACCCUCUGCCUCAUCAUAUUACAGUGUUUAGAGCUACCCUCUGUCCUCAUCAUAUAAUAUUACAGUAUGUUAGAGCUACCCUCUGUCCUCAUCAUAUCAUAUUACAGUAUGUUAGAGCUACCCUCUGUCCUCAUCAUAUUACAGUAUGUUUAGAGCUACCCUCUGUCCUCAUCAUAUUACAGUAUGUUAGAGCUAACCCUCUGUCCUCACUAUCAUAUUACAGUAUGUUAGAGCUAUCCUCUGUCCUCAUCAUAUCAUAUUACAGUAUGAUAGAGCUAUCCUCUUUUCCUCAUCAUAUCAUUUUACAGUAUUUUUAGAGCUACCCUCUGUCCUCAUUAUACAAUUACAGUAUUUUAAAGGGCUACCCUCUGUCCUAAAUCGUAUCCUAUUACAGUAUGUUUGAGCUACCCUCUGUCCUCACCCAUAUUACAGUAUUUAGAGCAAACCCUCUUUCCUCAUCAUAUUCGUAUUUUAGAGCUACCCUCUUCCUCAUCAUAUUACAGUAUGUUAGAGCUACCCUGUCCUAUCAUAUCAUAUUCAGUAUGUUAGAGCUACCCUCUGCCCCAUACAUAUUACAGUAUGUUAGAGCUACCCCUCUGUCCUCAUAUCAUAUUACAGUAUGUUAGAGCUACCCUCUGUCCUCAUAUCUUUAUACAGUAUGUUAGAGCUAACCCUCUGUCCUCAUAUCAUAUUACAGUAUGUUAGAGCUACCUCCUGUCCUCAUCAUAUCAUAUUACAGUAUGUUAGAGCUAUCCUCUGUCCUCAUCAUAUUACAGAAUGUUAGACCUACACUGUCCUCAUCAUUUCAUAUUACAGUAUGUUAGAGCUAUCCUCUGUCCUCAUCAUAUCAUUUUACAGUAUGUUAGAGCUAUCCUCUGUCCUCAUCAUAUCAUAUUACAGUAUGUUAGAGCUAUCUUCUGUCCUCCUCAUAUCAUAUUACAGUAUGUUAGAGCUAUCCUCUGUCCUCAUCAUAUCAUAUUACAGUAUGUUAGAGCUACCCUCUGUCCUCAUCAUAUCAUAUUACAGUAUGUUAGAGCUACCCUCUGUCCUCAUCGUAUUACAGUAUGUUACAGCUACCCUCUGUCCUCAUCAUAUCAUAUUACAGUAUGUUAGAGCUACCAUCUGUCCUCAUCAUAUUACAGUAUGUUAGAGCUACCCUCUGUCCUCAUCAUAUCAUAUUACAGUAUGUUAGAGCUACCCUCUGUCCUCAUCAUAUUACAGUAUGUUAGAGCUAUCCUCUGUCCUCAUCAUAUUACAGUAUGUUAGAGCUACCCUCUGUCCUCAUCAUAUCAUAUUACAGUAUGUUAGAGUUACCCUCUGUCCAUAUCAUAUUACAGUAUGUUAGAGCUACCGUCUGUCCUCAUAUCAUAUUACAGUAUGUUAGAGCUACCCUCUGUCCUCAUAUCAUAUUACAGUAUAUUAGAGCUACCCUCUGUCCUCAUCAUAUCAUAUUACAGUAUGUUAGAGCUACCCUCUGUCCUCAUCAUAUCAUAUUACAGUAUGUUAGAGCUACCCUCUGUCCUCAUCAUAUCAUAUUACAGUAUAUUAGAGCUACCCUCUGUCCUCAUCAUAUCAUAUUACAGUAUGUUAGAGCUAUCCUCUGUCCUCAUCAUAUCAUAUUACAGUAUGUUAGAGCUACCUCCUGUCCUCAUCAUAUUACAGUAUGUUAGAGCUACCCUCUGUCCUCAUCAUAUUACAGUAUGUUAGAGCUACUCUCUGUCCUCAUCAUAUUACAGUAUUUUAGAGCUACCCUCUGUCUUCAUAUCAUAUUACAGUAUGUUAGAGCUACCCUCUGUCCUCAUAUCAUAUUACAGUAUGUUAGAGCUACCCUCUGUCCUCAUCAUAUCAUAUUACAGUAUGUUAGAGCUACCCUCUGUCCUCAUCAUAUUACAGUAUGUUAGAGCUACCCUCUGUCCUCAACAUAUCAUAUUACAGUAUGUUAGAGCUACCCUCUGUACUCAUCAUAUCAUAUUACAGUAUGUUAGAGCUACCCUCUGUCCUCAUCAUAUCAUAUUACAGUAUUUUAGAGCUACCCCCUGUCCUCAUCAUAUCAUAUUACAGUAUGUUAGAGCUACCCUCUGUCCUCGUAUCAUAUUACAGUAUGUUAGAGCUACCCUCUGUCCUCAUAUCAUAUUACAGUAUGUUAGAGCUACCCUCUGUCCUCAUCAUAUCAUAUUACAGUAUGUUAGAGCUACCCUCUGUCCUCAUCAUUCAAUUACAGAAAUGUUAGAGCUCCCUCUGUCCUCAUCAUAUCAUUUACAGUAUUUAGAGCAAACCCUCUGUCCUCAUCAUAUCUUUACGUUUUUGUUAGAGCUAUCCUUGCCCCUCAUCAUAUCAUUUUUACAGUAUUUUUAGAGCAAACCUCCUGUCCUCAUCAUAUUACAUAUGUUAGAGCUACCCUCUGUCCUCAUAAAUAUUACAGUUGUUAGAGCUACUCUCUGUCCUCAUCAUAUUACAGUAUUUUAGGGGCAAAACCCUCUGUCUUCAUAUCAUAUUACAGUAGUUAGAGCUACCCUCUGUCCCCCAUAUCAUAUUACAGUAUGUUAGAGCUACCCUCUUCCUCAUCAUACAUAUUACGUAUUUUUAGAGCUACCUCUGUCCUCACCCAUAUUACAGUAUGUUAGAGCUACCCUCUGUCCUCAAAUCAUUUUACAGUAUGUUUAGAGUUUACCCCUCUGUCCUCAUCAUAUCAUAUUACAGUAUGUUAGAGCUACCCUCUGUCCUCAUCAUAUCAUAUUACAGUAUUUUAGAGCUAAACCCCGUCCUCAUCAUAUCAUAUUACAGAUUUAGAGCUACCCUCUGUCCUCUAUCAUAUUACAGUAUGUUAGAGCUACCCUCCUGUCCCCAUAUCAUAUUACAGUAUGUUAGAGCUAAACCCUCUGUCCUCAUCAUAUCAUAUUACAGUAUGUUAGAGCUACCCUCUGUCCUCAUCAUAUCAUAUUACGUAUGUUAGAGCUACCCUCUGCCCCUCAUCAUUUACAUUUAUGUUGACCUACCCUCUGUCCUCAUCAUAUCAUAUUACAGUAUGUUAGAGCUACCCUCUGUCCCCCAUCAUAUCAUAUUACAAGUAUUUUAGAGCAAACCCUCUGUCCUCAUCAUAUCAUAUUACAGUAUUUUAGAGCUACCCUCUGUCCUCAUCAUCUUACAGUAUGUUAGAGCUACGCUCUUUCUUCAUAUCAUAUUACGGUAUGUUAGAGCUACCCUCUGUCCUCAUCCUAUCAUAUUACGGUAUGUUAGAGCUACCUCCUGUCCUCAUCAUAUCAUAUUACAGUAUGUUAGAGCUACCCUCUGUCCUCCUCAUAUCAUAUUACGGUAUGUUAGAGCUACCCUCUGUCCUCAUCAUAUCAUAUUACAGUAUAUUAGAGCUAUCCUCUGUCCUCAUCAUAUUACAGUAUGUUAGAGCUACCCUCUGUCCUCAUAUCAUAUUACAUUAUGUUAGAGCUACCCUCUGUCCUCAUCCUAUCAUAUUACGGUAUGUUAGAGCUACCUCCUGUCCUCAUCAUAUCAUAUUACAGUAUGUUAGAGCUCCCCUCUGUCCUCCUCAUAUCAUAUUACAGUAUUUUAGAGCUACCCUCUGUCCUCAUCAUAUUACAGUAUGUUAGAGCUACCCUCUGUCCUCAUCAUAUCAUAUUACAGUAUGUUAGAGCUACCCUCUGUCCUCCAUAUCAUAUUACAGUAUGUUAGAGCUACCCUCUGUCCUCAUCAUAUCAUAUUACAGUAUGUUAGAGCUACCCUCUGUCCUCAUCAAAUCAAAUCAAAUUUUAUUGGUCACAUGCGCCGAAUACAACAGGUGCAGACAAUAAAACAACAACAAAAAAAAGUGUUGAGAAAAAAAAGAGCAGAAGUAAAAUAAAAUAACAGUAGGGAGGCUAUAUAUACAGGGGGGUACCGUUGCAGAGUCAAUGUGCGGGGGCACCGGCUAGUUGAGGUAAUAUGUACAUGUGGGUAGAGUUAAAGUGACUAUGCAUAAAUAAUUAACAGAGUAGCAGCAGCGUAAAAAGGAUGGGGGUGGGGGGGCAGUGCAAAUAGUCCGGGUAGCCAUGAUUAGCUGUUCAGGAGUCUUAUGGCUUGGGUGUAGAAGCUGUUGAGAAGUCUUUUGGACCUAGACUUGGCACUCCGGUACCGCUUGCCGUGCAGUAGCAGAGAGAACAGUCUAUGACUAGGGUGGCUGGAGUCUUUUACAAUUUUGAGGGCCUUCCUCUGACACCGCCUGGUAUAGAGGUCCUGGAUGGCAGGAAGCUUGGCCCCAGUGAUGUACUGGGCCGUACGCACUACCCUCUGUAGUGCCUUGCGGUCGGAGGCCAAGCAGUUGCCAUACCAGGCGGUGAUGCAACCAGUCAGGAUGCUCUCGAUGGUGCAGCUGUAGAAUUUUUUGAGGAUCUGAGGACCCAUGCCACAUCUUUUCAGUCUCCUGAGGGGGAAUAGGCUAUGUCGUGCCCUCUUCACGACUGUCUUGGUGUGUUUGGACCAUGAUAGUUCGUUGGUGAUGUGGACACCAAGGAACUUGAAGCUCUCAACCUGUUCCACUACAGCCCCGUCGAUGAGAAUGGGGGCAUGCUCAGUCCUCUUUUUUUUUUCCUGUAGUGCACAAUCAUCUCCUUCGUCUUGGUCACGUUGAGGGAGAGGUUGUUGUCUUGGCACCACACGGCCAGGUCUCUGACCUCCCUAUAGGCUGUCUCAUCGUUGUCGGUGAUCAGGCCUACCACUGUUGUGUCGUCGGCAAACUUAAUGAUGGUGUUGGAGUCGUGCCUGGCCAUGCAGUCAUGGGUGAACAGAGAGUACAGGAGGGGACUGAGAACGCACCCCUGAGGGGUCCCCGUGUUGAGGAUCAGUGUGGCAGAUGUGUUGUUACCUACCCUUACCACCUGGGGGCAGCCCGUCAGGAAGUCCAGGAUCCAGUUGCAGUUGGAGGUGUUUAGUCCCAGGAUCCUUAGCUUAGUGAUGAGCUUUGAGGUCACUAUGGUGUUGAAUGCUGAGCUGUAGUCAAUGAAUAGCAUUCUCACGUAGGUGUUCCUCUUGUCCAGGUGGGAAAGGGCAGUGUGGAGUGCAAUAGAGAUUGCAUCAUCUGUGGAUCUGUUGGGGCGGUAUGCAAAUUGGAGUGGGUCUAGGGUUUCUGGGAUAAUGCUGUUGAUGUGAGCCAUGACCAGCCUUUCAAAGCACUUCAUGGCUACAGACGUCAGUGCUACGGGUCGGUAGUCAUUUAGGCAGGUUAUCUUAGAGUCCUUGGGCACGGGGACUAUGGUGGUCUGCUUGAAACAUGUUGGUAUUACAGACUCAGUCAGGGACAUGUUGAAAAUGUCAGUGAAGACACUUGCCAGUUGGUCAGCACGUGCUCGGAGUACACGUCCUGGUAAUCCGUCUGGCCCUGCGGCCUUGUGAAUGUUGACCUGCUUAAAAGUCUUACUCACAUCGGCUACGGAGAGCGUGAUCACAUAGUCAUCCGGAACAGCUGGUGCUCUCAUGCAUGCUUCAGUGUUGCUUGCCUCGAAGCGAGCAUAGAAGUGGUUUAGCUCGUCUGGUAGGCUUGUCACUGGGCAGCUCACGGCUGUGCUUCCCUUUGUAGUCUGUAAUAGUUUUCAAGCCCUGCCACAUCCGACGAGCGUCAGAGCCAGUGUAGUACGAUUCAAUCUUAGUCCUGUAUUGACUCUUUGCCUGUUUGAUGGUUCGUCGGAGGGCAUAGCGGGAUUUCUUAUAAGCGUCCGGGUUAGAGUCCCGUUCCUUGAAAGCGGCAGCUCUACCCUUUAGCUCAGUGCGGAUGUUUCCUGUAAUCCAUGGCUUCUGGUUGGGGUAUGUACGUAUGGUCACUGUGGGGACGACAUCAUUGAUGCACUUAUUGAUGAAGCCAGUGACUGAUGUGGUGUACUCCUCAAUGCUGUCUGAAGAAUCCCGGAACAUGUUCCAGUCUGUGCUAGCAAAACAGUCCUGUAGCUUAGCAUCUGCGUCAUCUGACCACUUUUUUAUUAACCGAGUCACUGGUGCUUCCUGCUUUAGUUUUUGCUUAUAAGCAGGAAUCAGGAGGAUAGAGUUAUGGUCAGAUUUGCCAAAUGGAGGGCGAGGGAGAGCUUUGUAUGCGUCUCUGUGUGUGGAGUAAAGGUGGUCUAGAGUUUUUUUUCCUCUGGUUGCACAUUUAACAUGCUGGUAGAAAUUAGGUAGAACGGAUUUAAGUUUCCCUGCAUUAAAGUCCCCGGCCACUAGGAGCGCUGCAUCUGGAUGAGCGUUUUCCUGUUGAUUUAUGGCCUUGUACAACUCAUUCAGUGCAAUCUUAAUGCCAGCAUUGGUUUGUGGUGGGUAAAUAGACAGCUAUGAAAAAUAUAGAUGAAAGCUCUCUUGGUAAAUAGUGUGGUCUACAGCUUAUCAUAAGAUACUCUACCUCAGGCGAGCAAAACCUCGAGACUUCCUUAGUAUUUGAUUUUGUGCACCAGCUGUUGUUUACAAAUAUACACAGACCGCCACCCCUUGUCUUACUGGAGUCAGCCGUUCUAUCCUGCCGAUGUAGUCUAUAGCCCGCUAGCUGUAUGUUAUCAAUGUCGUCGUUCAGCCACGACUCGGUGAAACAUAAGAUAUUACAGUUUUUAAUGUCCCGUUGGUAGGAUAACCGUAGUCUUAAAUCAUCCAAUUUAUUUUCAAAUGAUUGAACGUUGGCUAAUAGGAUUGAUGGAAGAGGCAGUUUACUCGCUCGCCGUCGGAUCCUUACAAGGCACCCCGAUCUACGUCCACGAUAUCUCUGUCUUUUCCUCACGCGAAUGACGGGGAUUUGGGCCUUGUCGGGUGUCUGUAUGAUAUCCUUCGCGGCCGCCUCGUUGAAGAAAAAAUCUUUGUCCAAUACGAGGUGAGUAAUCGCUGUCCUGAUAUCCAGAAGCUCUUUUUGGUUAUAAGAGACAAUGGCAGAAACAUUAUGUACAAAAUAAAUUACAAAUAACGCGGAAAAACACACAUAAUAGUACAAUUGGUUAGAGGGCUGUAAAACGGCAGCCAUCUUCUCCGGCGCUGUUAUCAUAUCAUAUUACAGUAUGUUAGAGCUACCCUCUGUCCUCAUAUCAUAUUACGGUAUGUUAGAGCUACCCUCUGUCCUCAUCAUAUCAUAUUACAGUAUGGUAGGGCUAUCCUCUGUCCUCAUCAUAUCAUAUUACAGUUUGUUAGAGCUAUCCUCUGUCCUCAUCAUAUUACAGUAUGUUAGAGCUACCCUCUGUCCUCAUAUCAUAUUACGGUAUGUUAGAGCUACCCUCUGUCCUCAUCAUAUCAUAUUACGGUAUGUUAGAGCUAUCCUCUGUCCUCAUCAUAUUACAGUAUGUUAGAGCUACCCUCUGUCCUCAUAUCAUAUUACGGUAUGUUAGAGCUACCCUCUGUCCUCAUCCUAUCAUAUUACGGUAUGUUAGAGCUACCUCCUGUCCUCAUCAUAUCAUAUUACAGUAUGUUAGAGCUCCCCUCUGUCCUCAUCAUAUUACAGUAUGUUAGAGCUACCCUCUGUCCUCCUCAUAUCAUAUUACAGUAUGUUAGAGCUACCCUCUGUCCUCAUCAUAUCAUAUUACAGUAUGUUAGAGCUACCCUCUGUCCUCAUCAUAUCAUAUUACAGUAUGUUAGAGCUACCCUCUGUCCUCAUCAUAUCAUAUUACAGUAUGUUAGAGCUACCCUCUGUCCUCAUCAUAUCAUAUUACAGUAUUUAGAGCUACCCUCUGUCCUCAUCAUAUCAUAUUACAGUAUGUUAGAGCUACCCUCUGUCCUCAUCAUAUCAUAUUACGGUAUGUUAGAGCUACCCUCUGUCCUCAUCAUAUCAUAUUACAGUAUGGUAGGGCUAUCUUCUGUCCUCAUCAUAUCAUAUUACAGUUUGUUAGAGCUAUCCUCUGUCCUCAUCAUAUUACAGUAUGUUAGAGCUACCCUCUGUCCUCAUAUCAUAUUACUGUAUGGUAGGGCUAUCCUCUGUCCUCAUCAUAUCAAAUUAUAGUUUGUUAGAGCUAUCCUCUGUCCUCAUCAUAUUACGGUAUGUUAGAGCUACCCUCUGUCCUCAUCCUAUCAUAUUACGGUAUGUUAGAGCUACCUCCUGUCCUCAUCAUAUCAUAUUACAGUAUGUUAGAGCUCCCCUCUGUCCUCAUCAUAUUACAGUAUGUUAGAGCUACCCUCUGUCCUCCUCAUAUCAUAUUACAGUAUUUUAGAGCUACCCUCUGUCCUCAUAUCAGAUUACGGUAUGUUAGACCUACCCUCUGUCCUCAUCAUAUUACAGUAUGUUAGAGCUAUCCUCUGUCCUCAUCAUAUCAUAUUACAGUAUGUUAGAGCUACCUUCUGUCCUCAUAUCAUAUUACAGUAUGUUAGAGCUACCCUCUGUCCUCAUCAUAUCAUAUUACAGUAUGUUAGAGCUACCCUCUGGCCUCAUAUCAUAUUACGGUAUGUUAGACCUACCCUCUGUCCUCAUCAUAUUACAGUAUUUUAGAGCUACCCUCUGUCCUCAUAUCAUAUUACGGUAUGUUAGACCUACCCUCUGUCCUCAUCAUAUCAUAUUACAGUAUGUUAGAGCUACCCUCUGUCCUCAUCAUAUCAUAUUACAGUAUGUUAGAGCUAUCCUCAUCUUAUCAUAUUACAGUAUGUUAGAGCUACCUCCUUUCCUCAUCAUAUCAUAUUACAGUAUGUUAGAGCUACCCUCUGUCCUCAUAAUAUCAUAUUACAGUAUUUUAGAGCUACCCUCUGUCCUCAUAUCAUAUUAUGGUAUGUUAGAGCUACCCUCUGUCCUCAUCAUACCAUAUUACAGUAUGUUAGAGCUACCGUCUGUCCUCAUCAUAUCAUAUUGCAGUAUGUUAGAGCUACCCUCUGUCCUCAUAUCAUAUUACGGUAUGUUAGAGCUACCCUCUGUCCUCAUCCUAUCAUAUUACAGUAUGUUAGAGCUACCUCCUGUCCUCAUCAUAUCAUAUUACAGUAUGUUAGAGCUCCCCUCUGUCCUCCUCAUAUCAUAUUACAGUAUUUUAGAGCUACCCUCUGUCCUCAUAUCAGAUUACGGUAUGUUAGACCUACCCUCUGUCCUCAUCAUAUUACAGUAUGUUAGAGUGGUCCUCUGUAGCUCAGCUGGUAGAGCACGGCGCUUGUAACGCCAAGGUAGUGGGUUCGUUCCCCGGGACCACCCGUACACAAAAAAAUGUAUGCACGCAUGACUGUAAGUCGCUUUGGAUAAAAGUGUCUGCUAAAUGGCAUAUUAUUAUUAUAUUAGCUAUCCUCUGUCCUCAUCAUGUCAUAUUACAGUAUGUUAGAGCUACCUUCUGUCCUCAUAUCAUAUUACAGUAUGUUAGAGCUACCCUCUGUCCUCAUAUCAUAUUACGGUAUGUUAGACCUACCCUCUGUCCUCAUCAUAUCAUAUUACAGUAUUUUAGAAUUACCCUCUGUCCUCAUAUCAUAUUACGGUAUGUUAGACCUACCCUCUGUCCUCAUCAUAUCAUAUUACAGUAUUUUAGAGCUACCCUCUGUCCUCAUAUCAUAUUACUGUAUGUUAGAGCUACCCUCUGUCCUCAUCAUAUCAUAUUACAGUAUGUUAGAGCUAUCCUCUAUCCUCAUCAUAUCAUAUUACAGUAUGUUAGAGCUAUCCUCUAUCCUCAUCAUAUCAUAUUACAGUAUGUUAGAGCUACCCUCUGUCCUCAUCAUAUUACAGUAUGUUAGAGCUACCCUCUGUCCUCAUAUCAUAUUACAGUAUGUUAGAGCCACCCUCUGUCCUCAUAUCAUAUUACAGUAUGUUAGAGCUACCCUCUGUCCUCAUCAUAUCAUAUUAUGGUAUGUUAGAGCUACCCUCUGUCCUCAUCAUAUCAUAUUACAGUAUGUUAGAGCUACCCUCUGUCCUCAUCAUAUCAUAUUACAGUAUGUUAGAGCUACCCUCUGUCCUCAUCAUAUCAUAUAACAGUAUGUUAGAGCUACCCUCUGUCCUCAUCAUAUCAUAUUAUGGUAUGUUAGAGCUACCCUCUGUCCUCAUCAUAUCAUAUUACAGUAUGUUAGAGCUACCCUCUGUCCUCAUCAUAUCAUAUUACAGUAUUUAG